This is a messenger RNA of Uranotaenia lowii, 6891 nucleotides long. It is a transcript of the gene KrT95D, whose product is annotated as phosphofurin acidic cluster sorting protein 2. Lineage: Eukaryota; Metazoa; Arthropoda; Insecta; Diptera; Culicidae. The transcript has 10 exons. Gene Ontology annotation, biological process: protein localization to plasma membrane. Bases 1111 to 4104 code for a protein of 997 amino acids. The record is from RefSeq and is a predicted model, not a curated record.
UUUGCGUUCAUUUCAUAAGUAGUUGAAUUUUCUUUGUGUACGGAUGUGUGUCUCUUGAUUUUCCUCAACAAACACGGACUGAAAUUUUCUUUUAUUUUCUGGAUUGGGAAGCGCCCUUUUUCGGGAAACGUUUUGUGAUUUUCAUCUGGGUUUGCCCGUUCAAAUUGUGCCCUGUCUCACGACCAAUAUGCAGGUUUGAAAAUGAGUGUUCUCCGACAAGUUAAAUUGAUUUCGUUUUGUGGCAAUUGAGAUGAUCAGAAUGUUUUGAAUGCAUGGAAGAAGAAGCUGAUUAUCAAAAAAUUACAAAUUGUGUUGGCAUCGGUUAUAAGUGAGGAAAAAUAAAUGAAAAGAGAAAAUGAUAUUUUGCUUGGUGAUGAUCAAAGUCGUGAAGUGAAAUGAAAUGAAAGAUGCUAUUGAAUGGCAAUGGUGAGCUACCGGAAUGCAAGUAAAGUAAAUGAAAAGCAAUAAUACUAGAGAUGGUGUAAUAAAAUUAACCAGCCAGCCAGCCAGCUAGCUAGCGAGAGUGAAAAUAAAUUGCGCCACCGCCUAGUUUUCGGCGAAAAAAGUGAUUAUAUUUUCAUCGCUAUUUUUCUAUGAUGUUUGAGUUUUUGGUUGAAAACCUUUUCCUGCUUUGUGUCUGUUGGUCAGCGAAAGCAGGCUCUGCUGAAAUGACGAUGAAAAUCUUUUCCACCCACGCCCACCAUCAUUAUUGAUGCCUAUCCACUAAACACGCAACCAGUGCUUAAAUAGGCCUUUGCGAAGAGAAGAAUUAAUAGCUUAGCAGCAGCAACAACAUGUUAACGAUGGGUGCAGCCAUUUUUAUCAACCCAUAAACAUCCCCAGACUAUGGGAACAUCGUCUAGGAUUUCGCGUGAGGAAUUAUCCAGAAAAGUUCCGUGGCCCCCGGCAGUUGCCAUAGCAUUAUCUCUGUCCAAAUGAUUUUGCCCAACGUCAAGUGUUGCGUUGGUAUUCGUAAAUAUUUGUGAGAUUAUUAUGUGUCUAUUGGAUUUACUAAUUGCCUAGUUGCGCUGUGGGUGAAGUUGAGAAGAAAUAAGUAAAAACAGGAAAAUACCAGCAACAGAAAUAAAAUUAUAUACAGUUGAUCGAAAAAUGACCGACAAAGUGACCAAAUUCGAGCGAAUGGCCACAAACAUGGCUUCCAAGCCGGUCCCAAUGAAGCUGUUCGCGGCAUGGGAAGUGGAUCGGACGCCGUCCAACUGCAUUCCAAGGUUAUGCUCCUUAACGAUAACGCGUCUCUGUCUGCCCCUGCCUCUACCGUCUGAUCUCACCUCACUUUCACUGGCAGUCAAAAUGCAAAGCUCCAAACGUAUUCUCCGUUCACACGAGAUACCAAUCCCCCACUCGGCGUUGAGCUCGACAUUUGGCAGCAGCAGUGGACUGAUGAUGCCACCGAUGCUGGAAACAGAACUCGAUCUUCACUUCAGCCUGCAAUAUCCGCAUUUCAUUAAACGUGACGGCAACCGUCUACUGAUUUUGCUGCAGCGGCGAAAGAAGUAUAAAACCCGUACUAUAUUAGGUUAUAAAACGUUGGCUGAAGGCGUCAUUCGCAUGGACGCUGUUCUUCAAAAGUCGAUGGACAUGACAGUUGAACUGAAUGGAACAUGGAAGGCCGGACGCCAAGCUCUGACCAUCGCUACUCUUCGUGCCACACAAGUUUCUUCCAUUCCCGUCGAUCAGGACAAUAAAAACAACAACAGUCUUUUGGUGACAGAUCGGGUAAACGAGUAUUCAGACGAGGACGAAGAACAAGAAUUUAGCUCCGGCGAUGAUAACGAUGAUGGGUUGUCAGGAUAUGCGGCCAAGAGGAAUUACGCCGGUAAGAGAGAUCCGUACAAAAAAUUUGACCGGGGUGAUAACGAUGGUGAAGGAGACGAAGGAAAUUUGCUGCCCUCGAACCAAGUGGAUAGUGAUAGUGAUUUCGAAAAUUUAGGAAAAGACAAAGGAUCUCGUGCAAAAAUGAGUCGUCAACGAAAUUUCAAGCAACGCAUAAUUUCCUUGCUAAAAAGGUUUAAAGUUCCUGACGAACUGGAGGGGGAUGUUCCAGAACGUGGUCCUACCCUGCGCGGUAAACGAGAUUUGGACGCACUCUUCCAGGAGCUAGAGUCGCUUUCAUGCGGCGAAGGCGAUGAUUCAGGCCAAGACAUGGAUAGUCUGUCGAUCGGAUCUACUCCAAAACCCUCGCUCAGGCCAUUUUUCGAAGAAACCAAACCAUCACUUCAUCAUCAACAGUCGGCAGUACAAUUGAGUUCACUGCAAAAAAGUACCCGAGAUUAUAUGCCAGAAAAGAAAACCAUUUUAGAGAAGCGUGACUCAAUCGCCGAAAAGAAAAGCAAUUCCGUUACGAUUGCGAAUAGUCUUAACAAUAGUAUGAACAACAACAAUAUCAGUAAUAACAAUCAUACAACCAAUUAUAAUAACAGUAUCAAUAAUAGUCAAGAUCGAUCAGGAGAUUGGAAAAACGAUAGUUCCGGCAACGAGGGUGGUGCUGGCAACACAGACCCUGAAGCCCUUUCCUCAGAUCCGCAGAAUGCCGGCAGCCCUCCGAAGGAGAAAGAAUCUGCAGCAGUUGAGAAAAAGAAUAGACUUUUCCGCACAAGCAGCAGCACCCCAAACAGUGCCAAAAAGCAAAAGCAAUCACUCAGUUUUUCCUCCACAAGUGAACAACAGAAACCAUCUCCUCUGGAGACCUGUCUCUCACCUACAAACGUGGAACCACGUAAAUCAUUGCUUGAGCAGCUUUCUAGGACUUUCACUAUGGAAGAAUCCCAGCUACCGGAUGUACUAACAAUCGUCGGACCCCCGGAAACUAUGGGUGGUUUGUCGACUACACCUCGACUCAUGUCACUCAUAUCAUCGUUCUUCAGACCGACCUUCUCUCCCAAUAAUACGGCAGAAGUAAAGGCAAUAACACAAGCACUUAUGAAUAAGAUUCAGAAAUACUGUAACUCAACCGCCAAACCACCGGCAACGGUUAAAGUUGUGUUGAUCGGAGGAGAUUGGUUGCAGGGCGCUGUAUUACGACAUUACGUGGAGUUGCUAGGAAUAAGACCCCCCGAUUGGGUUAACCAUAUCAGAUUUUAUAUAGUACCCCUAGGUAAAUUAAUUUUAGGAAUAAUAAUCUCACUGUUAUGUAUUAAUUUCUUUUGCAUCAUAGGAUCUUGCGGCGUGGCCCGUUACCUUAGUUUGAUAGAUUCAACCUACUCCAGUAUGUUUGGAACGGAAAACUGGCAACAGAUUUGCGACAGAGCAGCGAAUCUCGAGAGCGCACAAUCAAAAAUAGAGUCUACCGAGAUAGUCAACCGAAUACAGCGAUAUCUACACUCCAGUGGACCCUGUACGCAGGUCCCAAUCGCCGAAGCUAUGGUCAACUACAGAGAUGAAGAUUCAUGCCAAAUUUUCGUACCCUUUAUCAGUGAUGUGAGAAUAGGAUGUCUAGAAGGUCCCCAACUUUCUUUAGAUUUGGAUGAAACUGCCGGUCUUGGAUCACAGCAAAGUGCGGAUCGCAUAUUAUCUAGUUCACCGCCACAAAGUGGACGAGCUUCGCCCCCAGCUCCUCUUACACCAGCGCCGGUUCAGCAACAAUCUAGCAGUAGUAGCGCGAACACGCUUCACGAAUCUGUAGAACUACAAGUCGAUUACUGGCCUAUUGCUCGGCCAAUUAUGGACAUUAAAGAUAAAUCGCUCGGUAAGGGGCAAGAUCCAACGGGUAAAAACAGUAUUAAAAGUACCUUUAGGCACUUACAGGUUUGGCGAUUGCCCCUUUCACCCAACAAUGGGGAGUACACAAACGGACUAACACUUAGCUACGCCACAAAGGAAAAGAAACAAAAAAGCGUCAUGCGUCUCGGCAAAAAGAAAGAAAAGGAUCGUGAAGCAGAAAAAGAACAGUGCGUAGAAGGAGUAGCUCGAUUGAUAUGUUCUCCAAAACAGUCACAUCCAGUUCCAUUGCGAGUAUAUAUCGAUGGAACUGAAUGGACCGGUGUUAAGUUCUUCCAACUUUCGUCUCAGUGGCAGACACAUAUCAAAAAUUUCCCCAUUGCCCUAGUCGGAGCUCCUCUAGCUUCGGCGGAAAUGCUAACCUAGUCAGUUGUUCCAAUGUCCACUACCUCAGCGGUUUUGGUGGGCAACAGAUUGACGCUAUUAUCGUCGUCCCCGUCAUCACCAUCAGCUUCUUCAACAGCAACCGUCGUCGUCAUUCCAUCACAAACAACGUCCCAGGGAUCACUUCCGGCAUCUUCGACUCAUUAUCAUCAGAAACAGUAUACGAUGACGGGAAAGUCCUCCGCUGGUGGAGGAAACAAUGGUAAAAUGCGUUGCUUAUCUACUUCGUUUACUGUGGCCGGUGGUUCAGGUUCGAGUUCAUCCGCAGCCGCUGCAGGUAAUACCAGUCGGGCAGCGGCCGCCGCUGUGGCUGUCCGCGUUUCGCUCGGCAAUAGUACAUCUCGAAUUUUACGACCUCGUAGUUGGGCUGCCGCCAGUCGAUCACGAUGCGAUUAAUAGAUUUAAUUGGUUAUCCCCGUCGAUUCCUAGUGAAAAGGAAUUUUACCCCACACCCGUACAUACACAUGAAUAAUUACAACCAUGUAACCUAUGCUACACUGGAUGUUUUGUAAUGCUACUACAAGUAAAGCUUUCUGUCUAGUGAAAAAAAAUAACGCGCACAGGUCAAUCCUAUCCGCUGGCUAAGCCAAAUGAAAUGUAUUGAUUUGUUUUCUAUAAUUGUUUGUCUAUUCCGUAUUCUGGAAAUUCAGCACUAAAGGUUUUUCUUUAGAAAAGUUAUUUGCAAUGCUGAAUAAAUAAGCAGUCUUACGAACACUUAUUUUUUAUUUUUGUUCAUCUGUUUUAUUACCCAUCUGUAUUUCCAUGUAAUGUGUUCUUAUUUUUCACAUUCAUAUAAAAUGUUUUAUACAUAUGUAGUUUUUCAGUUCAUGAGUAUGUAUUUUAAGUUUAAUGAUUCCGCGUCAAUCUGGCGCAUAGGACCGUAGUAAAACACCUCUACUAUUGACGGGCUAUCCGGAGCAAGCGUCUUCACUUGGUCUCAGUCAAGGUUCUCGUCGACAGGUCGGACUCCCGCAGCUAGGUUUUGCCGCCACGAGCGUCUGGGUCGAUGUCCUUCUGGAUUCCAUUCAAUCGCCUCUCCACAUAUCUCGUUUUCAUCUCUUCGCAGCGUGUGCCCAAUUCAUCUCCACUUACGUUCUCGAAGCUUGAUUUCUAGCGCCCUUUGAUGACUGCGGCGAUGUAGUUCCACGUUUGAGAUGAUAAGUACACAAAUAAGUACUUGCAGUUUUCACGUUGUUACUGCUCACGUAGAUGUUGAGGAAACUCUCAAAUGGGGGCUUUUCUGAUCCGGGUUUUAAUGUUUGGUACCUGGUACUUUAUCUGGCUACCAAGAUACUGGAAGCUCACUCACGCUUUCUCAUUUUCUCAACUAAUAGCUAACAGAAUCCGCAACUCGAAGCGCCAAAUGUAAGUCGCAUUAAUGGCGUCAAAUCGGCAGGACUCGGAAGAGUGGCUCAAAAUGCUCAGUCCAACGUUUGAGCUGAUCUGUUCUGUCCCACAACAACUGACCUGCUCGGUCUUUCAACGGCAUUCUUCCACUAGUCCUUACGCCACUAAGGCGGCGAGAAAUGUCAUAAAAUAAUCGGAUAUCUCCAUUGGCGACGGCUCUUUCUCCCUCUUCGGCCAGAGGGUUUAUCCAGGCUCUCUUGUCUCGUCAACUGCCUUUUCCAGCAUCGUAAGCGGGCGGCUGAAGUGACUGCUUACAUGCCUGCUCAAUUCCGACUUUCGCCUUUCUCCGAUCAUCGACCAUCAUCCAGGUUUAAUCCGAUCUUCAUUCACUUCUUCUUCUUCUUCAAACUUAAGCGACAGUACGUAUGGACACAUUUUUUUUGCUUUGCUCCACGAACCGAUUUUUGCAAGUUUCUGAAAAGUAUUUUUUUUCUUUUCAGUUAAGCUUAUAAAGUGAAUUUAAGAAACCUAAUCAGUGCUCAUCUCGCUUGUAAUUUUUUACGUAACGUUUUCAGUUAGUCGUACCGAAUUUCACGGCCGGCAUAGUUUGUACAUCAUGAGAUUUAUUUCAAUUCUGAAGAGACAUAAUAUCAAUAUAAAAAUAAAAAUAAAUCUAGUCGUAAUUCGCAGUUAUUUUUAAAACUUUUAUUUUACAGUAAUCCUCAAAAUGAUAUAAAGUAAUAAAAUAUGUACCAAUUCUACAGUUCUGCUUAGUAAUUAAACAAUCUUGUUGUGGUUUUUGCAUCUAGAGAUUCAAUUUCACUAGCACAAUUUCUAAUUAAAUAUUUUUUGUUCGCAUAUAAAAGACCACAAUUGACGUUACGAUUAACUAACGAUUACUGUUUAUUCAUUUGCCAUUAUUGUUCUGGUGUACAAUUAUAUUAGAUUACAAUUUGUAACUUUGGCCAUAAGAUAGUUCAAUUAUCUAUUAUUAAAUUAUUGAUAAAUUAUUAGCUACAUACGCCUAACAACACACAAUACUAUUAAGUAGAUCUAUUUUUGAAAAAAAAAACUUAGAACAGUGGAAAUGGAUAUGCAGUAAUCGUUGAUUUUCCAAACGUUCCUAUUAUUUUUCAUUUGAAAACUCCAUUAUGACGGAAGUCUUACUUGAGAUUGCUUUACUGCUUAGUUGUCAAAAUUUCGAACCUUGUGUGUAAUUGUUGCAACAACUGUCUACAAAGUUUACUUUAGAUUGUGAUAGAAACAAUAGAAUGAAAUACAGAUAUGUAUGGAAAGUCAAUGUUGAGAAUUACGGCCACGAACUGCUGUACUUUCGUUUUGUGGAAGCUAGUCUCUCAUAUUUUAUAGACAUGUAAGUGAAUGUAGCAUUAAAAUGAAAGUGAAACGAAAAAAAAAAAUAAA